AUGUCUGCUAACCGACUUUUAAAGAAGGGGAAAAUUCAAUACUUCGAGCUAGUUCCCUAUGAAGAGUGGUCUUUCGAACAUUUUACUUCCUGGGUGCUUGACAAAUUCGGCCAAACGGAAAAUAAUGGGGUAUUUUAUAAUGUUUUCUAUAUAAUUAGAGACGAUAUAAGUGCCUCAGAAGAAGUACAUAAUGCUGUAAGGCGUUUGCUGAAUAGGAAAAAUGAUAAGAAGAGGGUUAACGGCGAAUCGCAUACUUUAACUGAUAUAACAAAUUCAGUUAAAACAGUUGAUAAUAUAAGUGAUGUUUUACGGGAAAUGGUUAUUGAGAAAGAAAGGCCAAAGAGAGAAAAGAAAUCAUUGAGAAAAGUUAUCAAGAAAAAUAAUGAAAAUAAUCGAACAGUUAUUCAAAAACUAACUAACAUUGAGGGUUUGGUAAAAGAACUACAAAAAUCAGAGAUAGCCAUAUCAAAUAUCAAAUGCAACGAAUGGGAGAAGAUUCAAAUGUCUACUGGUCUCGGGUUCGAGGCAAUUGACUUCAAUCUAGAACAUGAAACAAAGAGUAAUGCAUUCCAAUGGGAUGAUAGACCAGAAAGAGAACAAAAAGAUAGGUAUUUACCUCAUCUUAGAAAGAUACUCCAAAUUUCCAAAUAUCGGAAACUUGAGAUAUAUGAUACAACUAGACAUAUUAAUUUUCUUAGUAUGAGUACUGACAUCCUGCCAAUAAGACUCGUUGGUACUACAGAUGCAACUGUAGUAGACAGGUUUUCUAUUUCUUCCAGGAUCCCACAACAUCACAUUCGGAUCCUUUUUGAACUAAAGAAAUUCAUUAAUGAUGGACAUUUGUAUCAAGCUUUGGCAGAAUUGACUUAUGGAGAUUUAAAAUCUAUACAUGCUAUUUUAGCCGUACUAACAGAUUUAAGAGAUGAUUGGCAGUUUUUUUAUUUUGAAGAUGAAAAGAUCGGGACAUUUACUCUUCCUAGAGGUAAAGCUGUGGCAUUAAUACAAAUAAAUAUGAAAUUUGCAAAUCAGGAGUUAAACAAUGAAAUAGAAGUAACGGAGCCAUUGCCGAAAAGGCGCAAGCUUGAACACAUAAUGAAUAUCAG
Molecule: messenger RNA, 1103 nt
Organism: Funneliformis geosporum
Lineage: Eukaryota; Fungi; Glomeromycota; Glomeromycetes; Glomerales; Glomeraceae
Source: the annotation of a GenBank genome assembly